Messenger RNA from Dermacentor silvarum, 4164 nucleotides. RefSeq names its product sorting nexin-25. The record is from RefSeq and is a predicted model, not a curated record. Gene Ontology annotation, cellular component: intracellular membrane-bounded organelle. Gene Ontology annotation, molecular function: phosphatidylinositol binding. Bases 375 to 3185 code for a protein of 936 amino acids. Lineage: Eukaryota; Metazoa; Arthropoda; Arachnida; Ixodida; Ixodidae. The transcript has 23 exons.
AUAGCAUGGAUAUGGUGGCUGGAAGGGCUUGGUAGGAUCGUGCUUGUAGAAGUUGGCCGCCGAAGGUUGUAGCGAGGGGCGAGUUUACCUUACUACAGUUUUUCUCCGAUGUAUUACGUGAAAAAUGCGUGCACAGACUUUGAUGUAUGCGACCUGCAGCCGCUGGAAGUAUCUUCGUGGUGGUCUUGGAUGAGUGAAACGUCAACGCCUCCAGUUUUGGGGCUCAUGACAGCCUGACAAGCACGCUCCACAGAAGUGCAAAAGAAAGAAAAAACGUUUGCGCCGCUCACAUGACGGGCACUGGGGAAACUCACGCGGUUUACUUUCGUUGCAGAUAACUAGCGAAAAAUUGUGGAAAACUACAGAAAUAAGCAAUGAGAACGUUGGGAAAAAAUCUCAUCAAGGGAAGCUUCGUGGUGUGCAUUGCUGCUGCGCUGACUCAUUAUUACGGUCACUUGGACACGGCAGGAGUGGCACUAAUGUAUGUUGGUAUGGUGUCGCUUGGUGUCAUCUUAGGUUGCCGAAGUGUGCUUUGUACCGACGACCAGUAUCCCGUUGUACUGAGAGAACACGACGGAAACCAUUUGUUGAAGCAAGUGCUACAGGAAAAGAUGAAGGAAUACAGUCGCAUGGACGGCUCUGAGAAAUCCAAGCACAUUGUCUUUUCUCGCACCGUCGAUGCGAGGAUAAAUGAAAUAUUUGAUCUUGUCUUCAGAGAUUUUAUACUGCCAUGGUACAAGCACCUGGUUCCUGACCACCGUUGUUUCUGCAUGCUUCUCAGAGGGGAAAUCUGGCGUGUUUUACGGAAUCUGAAGGAUCGGUGCCACAGGAUUGACGACGUCAAGCUGCUGACUGACCAUAUGGUUCGGAAGGUUCAGAAGCACUUCCACGCUGCUCGAAUAGCCACAGGAGGGAAUGGUGAAAGGCGGCCAUUCCCACUAAGCCCUUUCUUAGAAACUUCACAGCUGGAGCUGGACCAUCUUCGGCAGGUGGCUGACUUCCUACUAGCUUUGCUGCUGCCAUCCGAGUAUGCCCUCUGCAUUUCUGUGCGUCAUCUGCUGCGUGAAAUCCUGGCUUGCCUAGUUUUUCAGCCAACAGUUGACCUGAUAACUGAUCCCGAUUACAUCAACCAAAAGCUGAUUGCUUACCUGCAGUGGCUUCAAGCAGAAAAUGAAAAGCACAGUCGAACAUACGCAUAUGCUGAGACAUGGGAGGACUUUAUUUUUGUUAUCGAUACCUGCACUGACCCCCAAGACUUGAAACGUAUGCGAUUCAACAUUGUAUCGGAAAUUAUGCAAGCUACCACUGCCAACAACCUGAAGAAAGCACGUGGCAUUAGUGAAGAUAAGCAGUACGAAGCACCAAGUACAGCUAAAGGAGACCUGUUGCAGUCAAGGAAUUUGUCCAAAUACAUCAAACAGCUGACAUAUGCCAAGGCACGAUGUGAGAAACAGCUCAAGUUAGUUGGAGGAUUAGACUGUUAUUCGCCUUCCGAAGAGCAAGAAAGCCUUCCAGGGCGCAAGGUAUUUGCAUUUUCAGUUCUUAUGGAGUCGCCUGUAUGUCGAGAGUACCUGGCCAGAUUCUUGCAAGGUGAAGAGGUGGGAAAGUCAUUGCUCUCGUUCUGGCAAGACAUUGAGAACAUGAAACUCUCCAGCAAAGAUGAAUGGCAUCAGCUGGGCAAUGAGAUUUACCAGACAUACAUCAAGCGUCCACGUCCGGGGAUACGGCUUUCAAAAGGCGUCCUCAAGGGCAUAGAGGCUUUCAUUAUGGCCAAUAAGGGUCCUGAAGCAUUCCUGCAAGCUCAGAAGGAAGUGUACCAGGCACUGGAAGAGCGGUAUUACCACUCUUUCCUGGUGAGCGACGCUUACCAUAGCAUGGUGAUAGAGACUCAGGAUCUUCACCUUGACCUUGGCACCUACAGAGAAGAUGAGAAGAGCUGUUCAAGUGACAGCCAGCAGGACGAGUGUGUGCUGCCAUUGGUGGUGAGGGAAUCGCCAGAACCCUCAGUGGAGGAGUGCUGGGCACAGAAGAAGAGCCAGCUGUCACGCCUCGAGUCUCGCCUCGACGACAAGCGCAGGGCUCUGCAGGCGCUGCAGGCCACACCAAAUUCAGACCCCAAGAUGGUGCGAGUCCUGGAGAAAGAGAUGCAAGAGAUGCGUGCCAAGUGUGACUUGCUUAUUGACCAGCUGCAACGAGCAUAUGACUGGAUACAAGGCUUGGGAAAAUGGAUUGUCACCAUACACAGCUCUCAGAUUGUCAAGGACUGUUCUCCUAAACCAGUGCCAUACUUUAACAUAUUGGUGAGCACACCGGAUAAUAAUCAGACUGGCUGGGUAGUUACCAAGACAAUUGGCGACUUCCACUGCCUCCGCCAAAGGCUCCUGCCGAUGUGCCCUGAGCUCAAGCAAGCAAGCUUGCCAUCUGCGAGCAAACCUCGCUUCCGCAGCUAUGACCAAGCCUUUUUGGACAAGACGCAGCCAACCUUACAGCGGUUUCUUGAUUAUGUUAUGAAAGAAGAACGCCUCAGCCGAAGUGAGGCACUGUGCAGCUUUCUCAGCCAGAGCCCGGAUCCCCUGAAAGAGGAGCUGCCCAUUGCCAAGAAGAACCUUUCCUUUCCUCUGCUGCAAUUCUUUCGCAACUUGUCUGGCCCUAUCCUCCAGGACAGCAAUGAAGAAGAUGAUGACCUUUAUCUUUAUGAUAAGGACCUGCGAGAAGACAAGAAAGACGACAUAGCAGUGCCACUGUAUGCACUGGCUGAUGAACUAUUUGAGCUUCAAGGGGUCUUCAACCUGCUUCGCCGUGCUCUGAUCUCGUUUGUGCAAACCUAUUAUGGCAAACCCAUAAACAGGCAGCUGCGUGAGUGGGUGUCGUGGGUGUUUUCAGAGCCCAUGCAAGUCUACAUGUUGGACAUGCUGCGGGAGUCGAUGUGGCCUGGAGGUCAGCUCGCCCCCGAGUGGUCACAACGCUCGGAGCAGGAGCAGCUUGCCGCUCGCAAGCAGGCCAAAUCAUUGCUUCUUGAAAACUUGCCACACAUUCUCGAUGUAGUCGGGCAGCAAAAUGCUCGCAGGGGUGCAGCCAAAGCUUUUGAUGUCUUCCAAAAUGUUCGUUUGAACAAGCAGCUUUUUUAUGACUUGUUGGAGGCAUUUUUGCUGGAGUUUGCCCCAGAGCUAAAGCCUCAUUCAUGACGUGAGGCUCACGUGGAGCCACAUGCCAGACUGCCAACAAAAGGCCCACACAUUUCUAGUCAUUUUGUGCAUAGUGGGCUAGGCCUUUUUCUAGGAAAAGAAUGUUGUUAGAUAGGACACAGAGAAUUUAGUGGUGAGAGUUGGUGCAGAUUCCCUGUUGCAUUUAGCUCUAUUCAUCCACAUACAUUACUUUUGACAUUAGUACUUCAGUCUGUCAGCUUAGCUAAAAUUAGUGGUGUUAAGUGAAACUAUACUUUCUAGCAACCGAUAAUUUCGCACAUAAACUGCUGUGAAUGCUCCAGUAAAGCUAUACUAGCUGUGGUGCAUAAGGUAGGUGACAGUUAUUCCAAAUAAGUUGAAUUAGGGUGGACACGAACUUGAACUAUAUGAGAUGAGAAACUGUCUGCUGUGGGAUUUGACCCAUUGGCUACCAAAACUGGCAAACUGGCCGUAUUGCCAAAGCCGAGAAUGGUUGGUUUAAAAAGCUAUUCAUAAAAGACUGAACCGGCAAUACUUGCUUACACUUGUUUAAAAAUGUUGUCAAUAGAUAUAACUGCUUUUGCAUUAUAGCGGUGGUUAGAUUAUUUUUAUUUUUCAGAAUUUAUUAAACUAUUGUAGCACCCAUACGCGGCAAUAUAAUAGGUACAGAAGGCCUCGCAGCGUGCAUAAUAUUUGGUAGCCAAUGGGGUAAGCAUUUUUUAAAAGCAAAUUUAUGUUUCCUGUGCACUGUCACUGACCUCACCAUCCUGUUUUCUGUAGUUCACUUAUCUACUGCUCCUGUCAUAGCAGCACAUUUUUUUCUAAGGGCAACAGUCUUGUGUUGUUUCGGUUUAGCUCCUGUUUAUUAUAGUGCAUGUGCUGCUGAAUGUGUCGCUGCAAUAAGAAAUCACCAUACAGAUCUGAAGGUGCUACAUAUGUUGUAAUUUUGGGUAAAGGCACAAGUUGGAACGAGUCAAUAAAGGUGUUGAGAAACAUUGUA